Molecule: messenger RNA, 900 nt
Organism: Arachis stenosperma
Lineage: Eukaryota; Viridiplantae; Streptophyta; Magnoliopsida; Fabales; Fabaceae
Exons: 4
Coding region: 1-900 (299 amino acids)
Source: RefSeq, a predicted model, not a curated record
AUGGCUGUUGUAGAUCCUGUUGUUGUUACGGAUGGUGAAUUUGUCAUCGGCAUGGAGUUUAGUUCUAGAGAAACUGUGAUUGCAGCAAUUAAAGAUUAUACUAUUCGUCGGGGUGUGGAUUAUCAAGUGACUAGUCUUAUUAAGAGAAAGUUUUGUUGGGUUAUAAGGUGGUACAAUGGUAGUCACACAUGGUCCAGGACAACAAUCUCUCAAGAUCAUGCCAAGAUAAACGCAGACAUGAUUGCAGAGGUUAUAAAGCCAUUGGUUGAAGUUGAUCCAUCUUUAAAGGUGAAAUCUGUGAUUGCUGAAGUACAAUCGAAAUUCAAUUAUACGAUAAAUCCAUCAGCUGCAGUUGAGAUCGAAACUGCACCAGCUUACCUAGGGGAUGAGGUGGUCCAGGAUAUUAGGAUACUGACACGGGUGUUUUGGAGCUUUUACCCUUGCAUUAGAGCAUUUAGGAGCUGCAAACCAAUCGUCCAAAUAGAUGGCACACAUCUGUAUGGCAAAUACAAAGGAGCUCUCUUAGUUGCAGUUUCUCAGGAUGGCAAUGGCAAUAUUGUGCCUCUUGCAUUUGUCGUUGUUGAGGGUGAGACUUCUGAUGCAUGGCACUUCUUUCUUACUCAUUUGCGCACACAUGUGGUGACGCGGGAUGGUAUUGGGCUUAUCUCUGAUCGACACGACUCUAUUACCUCAGCAAUAGCACGUAGUAACGGAUCAUGGGAGCCUCCGAGAGCUAUUCGCAUGUUUUGUGUUAGGCACAUAGCAUCCAACUUCUUAAGGAAUUUCAAGGCACCGUAUUUACAGAAGUUGAUUGUAAAUAUGGGUUAUUGUAGGACUGUGCAUGAAUUUAAUGUGCAGUAUGCAAGAUUAUGUGAGCGUGGUGAGGCUUACACUCAGUAG